Dipodomys spectabilis (banner-tailed kangaroo rat) is the source of this 4233-nucleotide messenger RNA. It is a transcript of the gene Trak2, whose product is annotated as trafficking kinesin protein 2. Gene Ontology annotation, biological process: anterograde axonal transport of mitochondrion; neurogenesis. The record is from RefSeq and is a predicted model, not a curated record. The transcript is spliced from 16 exons. The coding region runs from base 468 to 3203 and encodes 911 amino acids. Gene Ontology annotation, cellular component: dendrite. Lineage: Eukaryota; Metazoa; Chordata; Mammalia; Rodentia; Heteromyidae. Gene Ontology annotation, molecular function: GABA receptor binding.
CGCUGGUACCGUGGAGGCUGCUGGGAGAGUGGGUCUCCUUCAAGCUUCCCAGUCGUGUGGGGGGGGCUGCAGCUGACCCUGCGUCGCUGCCGAGGCAAGGUCGCCGGCUGAUGAUGUGGUGAGGUCUCCCGCCUGUCCCUGCCACGCCCGGGUGCUUACUGACAGCCGCGGUCGCUGGGGCCGCGGCUCCCGGGCUGCCGCUGCUUUGGGGGUUUCUCCCUGACAGAGGGCGGACGGACCGAGAGCUGAGGACGCCGGGCCAGUCCGGUCAUGACUACUGUCAUGGAAUGAUAAUCUCAUGAGUCCACUAUUGCUGCAGAUGUCAUUUGACUCAUCGGAGAAAGUCUGUUUUAAAGAAAAUACCCUUAUGACUGCAUCCAUUUCAUUAAUAAAUGGCUUGAUGGAUUUCCUUUGCUCUGAUUUAUACCAAAGUUGCCCCUCUCAACCAAAGCAAGAAAGGAUCCUGCAUGAGUCAAUCCCAGAAUGCCAUUUUUACAUCACCAACAGGUGAAGAAAACCUCAUGAACAGCAAUCACAGAGACUCGGAGAGCAUCACUGAUGUCUGCUCCAAUGAAGAUCUCCCUGAAGUUGAGCUGGUGAAUCUGCUGGAAGAACAGUUGCCCCAGUAUAAGCUAAGAGUAGACUCUCUCUUUCUAUAUGAAAAUCAAGACUGGGCACAGUCAUCACUCCAACAGCAGCAUGCAUCUGAUGCCCUCUCUCCAGUCCUUGCAGAAGAGACUUUCCGUUACAUGAUUUUAGGCACAGACAGGGUGGAGCAGAUGACUAAAACGUACAAUGACAUCGACAUGGUUACUCAUCUCCUCGCAGAGAGGGAUCGUGAUUUGGAGUUAGCCGCUCGAAUUGGACAAGCUCUCUUAAAGCGGAAUCAUGUCUUAUCUGAACAGAAUGAAGCCCUGGAGGAGCAACUGGGACAAGCCUUUGAUCAGGUUAAUCAGCUGCAACAUGAACUAUCCAAGAAAGAUGAGUUGCUUCGAAUUGUGUCCAUUGCAUCUGAAGAGAGUGAGACUGAUUCCAGCUGUUCUACACCUCUUCGGUUCAAUGAGUCCUUUAGCCUAUCUCAAGGCUUGCUGCAGUUGGACAUGCUGCAAGAAAAGCUCAAGGAACUGGAAGAAGAGAAUAUGGCUCUUCGAUCCAAGGCUUGUCAUAUAAAGACAGAAACUUUUACCUAUGAAGAGAAGGAACAACAGCUUGUCAAUGACUGUGUUAAAGAACUACGAGAAACAAAUGCUCAGAUGUCCAAAAUGACUGAAGAAUUGUCAGGAAAAAGUGAUGAAUUAAUUCGAUACCAAGAAGAGAUAUCCUCACUCUUGUCUCAGAUUGUAGAUCUUCAGCAUAAACUUAAAGAACAUGUGAUUGAGAAGGAAGAACUAAGACUCCACUUACAAGCUUCCAAAGAUGCCCAGCGACAGCUGACAAUGGAGCUGCAUGAGUUACAAGACAGGAACAUGGAAUGUCUGGGGAUGUUACAUGAAUCUCAAGAAGAAAUAAAAGAACUUCGCAAUAGAUGUGGUCCUGCUGCUCAUCUCUACUUCUCCCAGUCUUAUGGAGACUUUACGGGGGAAUCUUUAGCAGCCGAGAUCGAGGGGACCAUGCGUAAAAAGUUGAGUUUGGAUGAGGAUUCUUCUCUCUUCAAAAAAAAGGCUCAACAGAAACGGGUAUUUGAUACUGUCAAGGUUGCUAAUGACACACAAGGCCGUUCUGUCUCAUUCCCCACUCUGCUACCCAUCCCAGGCUCCAACCGUGCCAGUGUCAUCAUGACAGCAAAACCUUUUGAAUCUGGUAUACAGCAAACAGAGGACAAAACACUCCUGAGCCAGGGGAACAAUUUGGAGGAAGUUCAUGGAAAUUCUCAGUCACCCAGCCAACUAGGACCCUCUGAAGACAGUGAUUUAGCUACAGCUUUACAUCGCCUUAGCCUGAGAAGACAGAAUUACUUAAGUGAGAAGCGUUUCUUUGCUGAAGAAUGGCAACGGAGGAUCCAAGUUCUGGCUGACCAGAAAGAAGGAGUUAGUGGCCGUGAUACCCCCACAGAGAGCCUUGCCUCUCUCUGUACUGACCAAUCGGAAAUCACUGACCUCAGCAGUGCCAGUUGUCUUCGAGGCUUUAUGCCAGAGAAACUACAGAUUGUCAAGCCCCUUGAAGGAUCACAAACUCUGCAUCAUUGGCAGCAGCUGGCUCAACCAAACUUGGGAACCAUUCUUGAUCCACGGCCAGGUGUCAUUACUAAAGGCUUUACCCAGUUGCCCAAGGAUACCAUCUAUCACAUCUCAGAUUUAGAGGAGGAUGAAGAGGAGGGUAUCACUUUUCAAGUUCAGCCACCUCUCCAAGUAGAGACAACAUCUGCAGUAUCCAAGCCAGUAACAGGGAUCUUUUUACCCCCUAUUACUUCAGCUGGUGGACUAGUUACAGUUUCAACCUCAAACCCAGGAAAGUGUCUGUCAUGCACGAACUCAACAUUCACCUUCACCACCUGUAGAAUAUUACAUCCCUCUGAUAUCACCCAGGUUACCCCUAGCUCUGGGUUCCCUUCACUGUCCCAUGGAAGUAAUGGGAACAGUUCGCCAAAUACAGCUAUGAAGUCUCCUGCCAUGUCCUACCGACUCAGCACUGGUGAAUCCAUCACAAACCGACGAGAUUCUACUGUGACCUUCAGCAGCACCAUGAGCUUGGCCAAGCUACUCCAAGAGCGAGGCAUUUCUGCUAAAGUAUACCACAGCUCAAUUUCAGAGAACCCCCUACCCAAAGCUGUGGCUACCCCUUUAACACCACCAAAUUCUCCAUCUCACUCACCAUGCCCGUCUCCCUUUCCCUUUGAGUCCCGAAUGCAUCUCUCUGAAAAUUUUCUGGCCUCUCGCCCUACUGAAACAUUCCUCCAAGAGAUGUAUGGUUUGCGGCCUUCCUGGAACCCUCCUGAUGUUGGCCAGUUGAAGAUGAACUUAGUGGAAAGACUGAAGAGAUUGGGGAUAGCCAGAGUGGUCAAGACCCCUGAUCCCCAGGAGAAUGGGAAAAGCCAGGAGACAGAAAUCAAUUUUCAAAAACCAGACUCUGUUAUUUAUUUAAAUUCAGGUAGCAAUUUAUUGGGUGGACUAAGGAGGAACCAGAGUCUUCCCGUCAUGAUGGGUAGCUUCAGUGCCCCAGUUUGCACAGCCUCACCCAAAAUGGGUAUCCUGAAGGAGGACUGAAGCAUGGCUCUAACUGACCUCUUCUGUGUGUUAUUGUGUUAGCACAUGAAGGAUAGACAUGCACUGAUACGUGAAAUUGAGUCUGAUUGAAAGAAAAGGAAUGUUGCAGAAGGAUUGUGAAUGUGGAGGGAGGAGGUGGAGGAAUGGAAACAAAAUUAGGAUGAGGUCCACAGGAGUGAAGUAUAAAUGAAUGGGUCACGAAAUGCUUGGAGACAGGAAAGAAAGAUUUAGUACACUUCUUCAGCUGAGUUUUCUUGUCUUGAAAAUGAACAGAAAAUAACUUCAGGAUUGUUGAAACAUGCCAGAAAUACUAUAAACUUCACUUCUGGAAAACAUAAUCAGGGAGAACCUGCUUAGAAGAGUGGGAAGAAAAGGAGCAGUUUAGACUGUGCCACUAGAAACUGUCCCAAAGGCUUGGCAUGUUGAGUUCAGGUGAGACUCCUGUUCCUCUGCUAGUGCCUGGUCAAAUUAUGAAUUUAGCUACUGGGUUACUCAGAGCAUUGGCAAAACAAGGAAUUGGAUAUUUUUCAUUAUAGCCAAAGUGGAGAUUUGCUUUUUCCUGUUUUUAGGCCUUUGAACCACUGGGAGCACAAACAUUCUUUGGGUCCAUUUGGGGAGCUAGGGAGCAUAGCUCCAGUGGUAGAGCACGUGGCUAGCCCCCCAAAAGAAAAAUAACUCACUUUCUUAAAUUUGUAUUUUUAUACAAUAUCAGAAAAACUUCAGUUUGAGUGGCAGUUGGGAGGGAUUUACUUUAAGAAACCAAGGAAACUUGUUUUUAGACUAUUUCUUCUGGAUAAUACAGUGGCCAAGGAAUACAUAGUUGCAUAUCUCUGAUAUUUCCUUGGAGACUAAAGGGGUUAAACCAGAAGUGCAAUCUGUAGGAAUUAAUGUUAAGUUGUAUGUAUAUGUAAGUUCUUUGUAAGGAAAGUUCAUUGUGACUUUUUCCAAAGUGCACUAUGCAUAUUUUUAAUGGAAAAUGACAUGUAUUUGCACAAAAAUUCUCAGGCACAUUAAAUUAUUAUAAACUGAA